Cylicostephanus goldi is the source of this 281-nucleotide messenger RNA. The record is from the annotation of a GenBank genome assembly. Lineage: Eukaryota; Metazoa; Nematoda; Chromadorea; Rhabditida; Strongylidae.
AUGGCGGGCGGCUUGAUGGGAAUGGCGGUUGACUUGGCGGUGACGGGAAAGGACUGGUUGGAGAUGGCGACUUCUCAGGCCGAAAUUACAUCCGCUACAGUUUAUCUCGCGGUCGUCUUCAUGCACAGGCUUGAAGCACUUCAGACACAGUCCGAGGUUGGGCUCGGAUUGCGCGGGAAACAGGGUCGGGUAAGUGGGGACUCCUCCCGGAGAUGUGCUGAUCGCAAUUCUCGUCGAAUGAGCAGAAUGCACAACACCACUUGGGUAUGGUGCUAUUAAGC